AUGGAUGAAAUUGCCUCAACAGCCAAUGAUUCGGAGCCAAAAAAGCUUUUUGAGGAGGCGGACAAAAUUCAGAAAACACUCCGCAACAUUCUUGUCGACUUGAAAAAGGACGUCGAUGGACACUGUAAAGUCACAGUCCUGAGCCCGGCCGAGAAAAUGGUAGACACUAUCAAAGAUACGCUCUCCACAAGCAGGGUAAAGAGACGCGAAAAGUCGAUCGCAGACAAGAAGAAGGACCUCCACAAGAGACUCUUUGGAGCACUGGUCAUAAGCAAUGGAGCGCGGGAACCGAUGUCUAAAUACAAAAGCGCCAUUCCCACUGAGGAAGCCAAAGCGAAACACAUGAGAAUUGUGCGCGAUAAUAUCGAUGCGAUCAAGCGACUGGAGCUGAAGUUGGCAAUGGAUAUGGACGUGGGAGGCUCACCAUUGGAGAGUUUGUCACAAAUGGCAUUGGCAUGGGAAAUUUCAAGAUCAUUGGACGACCCAAACGAGCCAGGAGAACUCAUGUAG
Messenger RNA from Alternaria viburni, 510 nucleotides. RefSeq lists its product as uncharacterized. The record is from RefSeq and is a predicted model, not a curated record. NCBI's taxonomy places the organism in Eukaryota, Fungi, Ascomycota, Dothideomycetes, Pleosporales, Pleosporaceae. The coding region runs from base 1 to 510 and encodes 169 amino acids. The transcript has a single exon.